Molecule: messenger RNA, 1002 nt
Organism: Euleptes europaea (tarantolino)
Lineage: Eukaryota; Metazoa; Chordata; Lepidosauria; Squamata; Sphaerodactylidae
Product: acyl-coenzyme A thioesterase THEM4-like
Exons: 7
Coding region: 1-1002 (333 amino acids)
Source: RefSeq, a predicted model, not a curated record
AUGCUGAGGAGCUGUGUCCGCGGGGUGCAGCGUCUUGGCUGCUGGGGCCCCCCCAGAAAUGCCCCCUGGGUUGCCGCGUCCAAACAGGUCUUGCAACAUUCCACCCACAAGUCACUCUGCAGUGCCAUGGUCCGGCCUCUUCCAUCCAGGAAGCCGAAGGAUUACGCCCUCCCCAAUUCCAGCUGGAGCAAAGAGAUGAUGGAUCAGUUUGACAAAUUCAUGGAGAUGUGUAAAGACGGGACGUGGAGAAGGAUGCCUUCGCAUCGGCGUGCCGAGGAGAGUGUUUCAGAAUCUAUAAAGCAACAUCUGGACCCAAAGAAGAAGGGCAGAGACACCCGGUUCUUCUUGCGGAACCUCGACAGUGAAGGUCUCGGUUUUGAAUACGUGAUGUUUUUGAACCCGUCGCAGAAAAGGAUGGUGUGCCUCGCCCAGCUGGGUCCCUACCUGGAAGGGCCUCCCGGGUUCGUGCACGGUGGGCCUAUCGCCACCAUUCUCGAUACCACCUGGUCGCAAUGUGCCCUCUUUACCACCAGUGCGUUUCUAACUGCCAACCUCAGCAUAAACUAUAAGAGCCCUGUCCAACUGGGUUCGGUGAUCCUUGUCGACGGGAAAGUGGACAGGACAGAGGGGAGGAAGGUGUUCCUUUCCGGUCAAGUGCAGAGCGUGGAUGGGAAGACCCUUUAUGCCGAGGGCACAACAAGCCUUUUUAGGAACUGCAGCUCUGUCCUAAGUAAGGCUCCGAAGUCCACCCAACAAAUCCGGACCUUUGCCUUGGCCCGGUCCUCUCGAGUGAAGCCUUUCAAUCCGCAUCUCUUGCUCUCCCUCGUUCCGGAGUCAGCUACCAUCGAAGUGUCUCUGCCCUUCGUGCACCUUCAGAAAAGCCCGUUUCCUCUUCACCCACUUGAAUUUGUACCUUCGGGGCCGCCUCUCCUGCACCGCAUUGCCGCGGCCGAUUUAGCACUCAAAAAGCAGCGGCAGCACAUCGCCGCCGCUGCUUUUUGA